Messenger RNA from Penicillium atrosanguineum, 1647 nucleotides. RefSeq lists its product as uncharacterized. The transcript is spliced from 7 exons. The coding region runs from base 1 to 1647 and encodes 548 amino acids. Lineage: Eukaryota; Fungi; Ascomycota; Eurotiomycetes; Eurotiales; Aspergillaceae. The record is from RefSeq and is a predicted model, not a curated record.
AUGUCUCUCCAGAGCUGGGAACACCAAGCCCAGAAGGGCAGAGAUAUUCUCGACAGCUCCAUUCCGAAACAAUGGCUUCUUUCGGCGGACAAAUUGCCGCUGCCCACGCAGAAGAACGUUAUCGCAUUCCCUCAACAAAGCGGCCUGCUCAGUGAACGCGAGCUUACUAUAACGGAGAUGUCUGCCACCAAGCUGGUGGAAGAGAUGAGGAAGGGUACGUUGAAGGCGGAGGAGGUGGUUGUGGCGUUUCUGAAGAGAUCGGUUUUGGGGCAUCAGUUGCUGAAUUUCGCAACGGAGUUCCUCGCAGACGAGGCAAUCGCUCGUGCUAAAGAGCUUGAUGAAUAUUAUCAGCAGACAGGGAAGCUGGUAGGACCUUUGCACGGCGUACCGAUUAGUGUGAAAGAGCACAUUGGGCUCAAGAACAAGACUUGCAAUACAGGUUUUGUCGCUUGGGUCGACAAGGUUACUCCGGAAGAUGCACACUUGAUUCAAUUGCUAUCCAAGGCCGGUGCAAUCUUUCAUGUCCGUACAAACCAGCCACAAUCCCUCAUGCACCUCUGCUGCAGCAACAAUAUUACCGGCACAACCGUCAACCCACAUAACCGUACGCUGACACCAGGCGGCUCCUCCGGCGGAGAAGGCGCCUCAAUGGGAUUCAAAUGCGCCCCUCUAGGCAUUGGCACUGAUAUCGGUGGAUCAAUCCGCUGCCCAGCCGCCUUCUGUGGAGCCUACGGUUUCCGUCCUUCCACAAUGCGCAUGCCGAUGGCAGGAAUCCAAGUCGCUGCACUAGGUCAAGAGACUAUCCACGGCGUCGUGGGUCCCAUGGCAAGCUCCUCUCUUGAAGAUUGUGAGCUGUUCUCAAAAGCUGUUCUGGACCAAGAGCCGUGGAAUGUCGAGAGGACAUUGGUCCCUCUCCCGUGGAAGACUGUCACCCCGACACGCGAUGUGACUAUCGCCAUUAUGUGGGAUGAUGGCAUCGUCCAUCCGCACCCCCCAAUCACCCGUGCCCUCCGACUCGCACGCGACAAGCUCACUGCAGCCGGUAUCAAAGUCGUAGACUGGGAACCGUACAAGCACGCGGAAGGCUGGGAUAUUAUCUCAACACUCUACUACCCCGAUGCCGGCUCCCGGCAACGAGAAAUGCUCCGCGCCUCAGGCGAACCUGCCCGCCCAUUAACAGAAUGGGUCCUCUCCUACGCCCGCCCAACGUCCCUAACCCACCCCCAAGCCUGGGAAUACCAACACAAGCGCGACGUCUUCAUAGACGAGUACCAUGCCGUCAUGAAGUCGCGCGGCGUGGACUUUAUCAUUUCUCCACCCUACCCGGGCGUCGCGGCUGUGAUGGGUGAGUCGCAGUAUUGGAAUUACACUGCCAUUUGGAACCUGGUUGAUUUGCCUUCUGCCGUGUUCCCGUCUGGGUUGACUGUUGAUAAGGAGUUGGAUGUGUUGGGAGAUGAGAAGGAAUAUGUUCCUAGGAGUGAGGUUGAUGAGAGGGAGUGGAGGAAGUAUACGGGACCGGAGAGGUUUGAGAGGGCGCCCAUUGGGUUACAGAUUUCCGGCGGGAGGUUCAUGGAUGAGGAGGUUCUUGCUGUUGCGAGGGUUGUUGAGGGGAUUGUUAGGGAUGAGAGGAAGGUUCAUAAGCUUUGA